ACCCGAAAGUAUGUUUUUUUCAUACGAUGACCCCGUUAAAAACAGACACCUUUGAGCUAAGUAGGAUCGCAAAAUGCACGUCUCCAGCUGGAUUGCUGGUUUCCUAAAUUUGCUCGACAUAAGCUUUGAGGGUUUUCGGUAGAAAUGGGAAACUUGUAAAAUGUCCUUCUUCCUUUCAUUUACCCCUUGUCAAAAUUCUCCAUGUCUUCCCUCCAUCUCCUCGUCCUCGUACCCUCCGAAUUUGCUAACCUGAACUCCAUUUUAUGUUUCGAGACAUUUCCUUUCCUCGAGUCGUUCUUCCUCGGACAUCAGCUUACCUCCGACUAAAUCUUUUUACGUCAAGCUACUAGACGAAUCUACAUCUCUCUGUCGCAUGCUUCAAUCCUCCACCACAGGCAACGGUAACUCCUACCUUCUUCCGAGUAAUCCUGACAGCUGCAAACCACCUUGUCGGUCACUAAUUCGUUCCGAUCGAAGGGUACUACGAGCAUUAAAAGUAGGAGAUUUUCCAUUUCUAGACGCUCUCCUCCGAUUUUUUUCCACGCCGUGUUCACGUUGUCUCAACGCCUUACGCGCUCUGUAUUUCGUAGUAUCCUGGCUACCUCGUACCUCCAUCAUCUAUCUCGCAUCGCGAAUCGUCUCCAUCAUGGCGUCAUGCGUCCCGCCUCGUGUCUCGCGAAUCGUGCCGCAUCCCGACUUCCGUAUCUUGCUGUCAUGCAUCGUGCCUCGUGCUUCGUGCUGUGGCCAGCUAGCUUUCCGCACCUCAGCCCGCCAUGCGCUUCCAUCCACUCCUCUCCCGUUGACGCAUUUCAAAACUAGGCCAUGGCGCUUUCCACCACCAGGCACCUCUCUCGCAUCUCCAACGCGACAAGCGCUGUUCGUCGAACAACAAACACCAUCAUCGGCCUUCUGAAACGCGUGGAUGCGAUAGGCCAGUCCGCGAUAUGGCUAUUAUAUGCAUGGGUGAAGCUACGGUACUGCGAAUCACGACGCUGUGCUGUACAAGGUUCCGCUGUCCGUAAUAGGCUACGAUGCAUGGGUUCGACAUUGAGAACUGUUAUAAGUUAAAAACCUCUCGAUGGAUGGACUUUCCGAGGGCUGCGUUUUCCGCGGAACUGGUUUGUUCUGCCAAGGGACACUCUCGGGAAUAACUCGAGGUUCGAGGUUCGAGGUUCGAGCUUCGAGGUUCGAGGUUGUGUUACAUGCACGAAUCACGGUCCUGGGCGUGUGUACUGUAAUGCAUGGCGACUAUAGACAGCACGAGGCAUCAUUGGGAACGACUGCAGGCAGCGAAAGCAGGGAGUGCGAGAAGCAGCCAGAGCCCUGCGACUGUUGCUGCUGCGUCUGACGACCAAGGGAGGCAGGGGUUCAGGCAAGAGCCGGGUUUGGACAUUUGGUCGGGUUUGGUCGGGUGAAGGACUCACUUCAGAGACAACGGCUGCAGGGAGGGAUUGUGCCGAGGAGAAAGGAGGGUGAGCGGGGAAAUGAAACGGAAGAGACUGGGCAAGGGAACCAAGAUAUCUGCGAUGGGUGGGGAAGGAGAGAGCACACGAGGGCAAGGCAUUGAGGAGAAAAGCCAGGAAGAAAUGGGGAGGAAGGGGGGUGAAAGGCGUCUGGUUGUUGCAGCAUCGUCAGAAGCAGCAGCAGCAGCAGAAGCAGCAGCAGCAGCACCUCUCGAGAUGCCCCUGGUCAGGCGCAACCAGCGUGUGACACGGUCUCGCGCCCCACCUCAAGAGGACGACCAGGAGCGCCGCCAGAUCCACUCCCUAAACGGCUUUCAAGAACCCCAGCUGGUUCCUCGUCAGCUAAUCUCUCCCCAGCACGGGUCCCAGGACCAACAGCUGGGGAUCGAUACGUCUGCUGGGUACGAGGGGUUUCGUCGGGCCUCACCUCAAGUGGACGAUGAGGAAGGCCAGAUCCCUUCCUUACACGGCUAUCAAGAACCCCACCUGAUUCCUCGAAAGCUAAUCUCUUCCCAGCACGGGUCCCAGGACCAACAGCUGGUGCUGGAUACACCCCGUGGGUUUGAGGGGUCCGGUGGGGUCGAGGAAUUUCGCCGAGCCUCACCUCAAGAGGGCGACGAGGAAAGCCAGACCCGUUCCCAGCGCGGGUUCGGGUUCCAGGAGAACCAACAAGCGCUGCUCGAUGUAUCCCGGGGGCACGAGGAGCCUUGGGGCGCUGAUGGGGCGAGAGGGCGAGGGGGGAGGGGCAGAGGAGGAGGAAGAGGAGGAAGAGGAGGAAGUGGGGGAGGGGGGGGAGGAGGAGGAGGGGGAGGAGGGGGAGGAGGGGGAGGAGGAUGGGGCAUGAAGGGAGCAUGUGGUAAGGCUCUGAAAGAGGCAGUGGCGGCGGGUGUGAAUGGGUUUGCUAGUUGGGCUCUGGGUUUUAGGAGGAGUGGAGAGGGGGAGAGCAGCAGGGGGCGGAUGGCACUGGAACAUGGGGAUGGGAUGCAGGGAGAGGGGAGGGGAAGGAAGGGACGGUUGGGGAAGGGAGGUUCCGGGAGAGGGGUGGGCAGGGGAUGGGGACUGGAUGAGGGUGGGGAGGGAAGGGAGCUUCAGCAGGUGGGGGAGUAUGAGAGAGUGAGUGAGGGGGGAAGAGAUUGGGGUGGAGAAGAUGGGGAUGAGGAAGGGGAGGAGGAAAAGGAGGAGGGGUGCUGGGGGCUGUGGCAGGAGAGGGGAGCGAGGGUAAACCGAAGAGAGCAUGGGGUGUUGGAGUCGGGCGAGGGGGAGCAGCACUCACUAGAGCAGCAGCAGCAGCAGCAGCAGCAGCAGCAGCAGUAUUACUACCGAGGCAACUACCUUAAGCCGCACUCGCAACAGCGCUAUCAGCACCAGCAUCAGCAGCAGCGGCAGCAGCAGCAGCAUGAGCAGAGAUACAAUCAUCAGCAGCACCAACGCUGGCAGCAUCGGAACAACAAGAACCUGCCAGGGAGAGAGCACGACCGAAUCAUCACAGAAUCCGCGCGAGUCCCAUUCGCACCACCAUCCCCACCACCAUUCCCUCAGGCCUAUGACCCCCCAAGUGCUGCACGGUGUGGCUACAACCUCCGCUCUGCCCCUCCUCCUCCCGCCACUUCUUCUGGUGCGGGUGCUGCUGGUGCGGGUGCUGCUGGUGCGGGUGCUGCUGCUGCUGGUGCUGCUGCUGCUUCAGGCUCAGCAGCUGCUGCCACAACAGGCUCUGCCCCUCGACUGCAGCUGCCCCUCCGCUCCCACACCAUGCAUGGGCUUCAGCCUGCAGCAAGACCCCCUCUCCUCCCCUCCCACACCACUUCUGCCCUCCCUUCCUACCCCGCUGACCCCGUCCCUUCCUGCCCCGCUGCCCCCCUCCCAUCCUACCCUGCUGCCCCCCUCCCUUCCUACCCUGCUGCCCCCCUCCCAUCCUACCCUGCUGCCCCCCUCCCUUCCUACCCUGCUGCCCCCCUCCCAUCCUACCCUGCUGCCCCCCUCCCUUCCUACCCUGCUGCCCCCCUCCCAUCCUACCCUGCUGCCCCCCUCCCUUCCUACCCUGCUGCCCCCCUCCCUUCCUACCCUGCUGCCCCCCUCCCAUCCUACCCUGCUGCCCCCCUCCCUUCCUACCCUGCUGCCCCCCUCCCAUCCUACCCUGCUGCCCCCCUCCCUUCCUACCCUCCUGCCCCCCUCCCUUCCUACCCUGCUGCCCCCCUCCCUUCCUACCCUGCUGCCCCCCUCCCUUCCUACCCUGCUGCCCCCCUCCCUUCCUACCCUGCUGCCCCCCUCCCUUCCUACCCUGCUGCCCCCCUCCCUUCCUACCCUGCUGCCCCCCUCCCUUCCUACCCUGCUGCCCCCCUCCCUUCCUACCCUGCUGCCCCCCUCCCUUCCUACCCUGCUGCCCCCCUCCCUUCCUACCCUGCUUCCCCCCUCCCGCCCUACACCGUGCACCGGCCACAGCUGGGCGCCUUUACCAACACUGCUGCAUUCGCUGUUCCGCUUCCUCACAGCACUGCAUCUCACGCUGGUGGUUACCGCGUGCUGGUGGUGCAUCGCGGGGAUAUCACCAAGUGGUGUGUGGACGGCGCUAGUGAUGCUAUCGUGAAUGCGGCACACAAGUCACUUCUAGGUGGGGGAGGGGUGGAUGGAGCCAUCCACAGAGCUGCAGGCCCAGCCCUCCUGAAGAUGUGCCUCGACGUGCCCAGGAUGUGGAAUGGUGAUCGCUGCAAGACAGGGGGGGCUAAGACCACAGGCGCUGCCAGGCUUCCAGUGCGCUAUGUGAUCCAUGCUGUGGGUCCCGUAUACCAGUCAGAGAGGGUAUCAGCGCCGCUGCUCAAAGGCGCGUAUUGGAGCAUUCUGAGGGAGGCCAAAGGGUCAGCCAUCAAGUAUCUCGCCAUUCCCGCAAUAUCUUGUGGUAUUUUCGGGUACCCCCCGAGGCAGGGAGUCCGAGCAGCCCUGGAAGUCUUGCUCAACGAACAAUGGGGAUCCGUGCAAGAGGUGCACUUUGUGCUGUUCGACCUCGAGAUGUUGGACGACUGGCUUACUGCCAUCCGUGCUGCCAACCUGCCACAGCUGGCACUGCAAUGGCCACCGCACUUGUCACAGCAGCCCCAGCAGUCACAGCAGCCACAGCAGCAGCAGCAGGCACAGCAGCAGGCACAGCAGCAGGCACAGCAGCAGGCACAGCAGCAGACACAGCAGCAGACACAGCAGCAGCAGACACAGCAGCAGCAGGCACAGCAGCAGGCACAGCAGCAGACACAGCAGCAGCAGGCACAGCAGCAGACACAGCAGCAGGUGGCACAGCAGCAGACACAGCAGCAGGUGGCACAGCAGCAGACACAGCAGCAGGUGGCACAGCAAGGGCCGCCAUCAAGGGCAGCAUGGCAGCCGGGGAAUCAGCUGCGGCAGCAGAUGAAGGAUCAGAAGGCAGUAACAAAACAGCAGCAGCUGGCACUGCAGCAGGUUGCACAGCAGCAGGUGGCACAGCAGCAGGUUGCACAGCAGCAGGUGGCACAGCAGCAGGUUGCACAGCAGCAGCUGGCACAGCAGCAGGUUGCACAGGAGCAGGUGGCACAGCAGCAGGUUGCGCAGCAUGGGUCACGAUCGAAGGCAGCAUGGAAGGCAGAGAAGCCGCAAAAGCAACAGGCUCAACAGCAGCCCCAGCAGUCACAGCAGCAUACACAGCAGCAAACACAGCAGCGAGCACAGCAGCGAACACAGCAGCAGACACAGCAGCAGGUGGCACAGCAAUGGUCAUCAUCAAAAGGCAGCGGGGCAGGCAGCGAAGCAGCAAAAGCAGCCCCAGCAGCCGCAGCAGCAAACACAGCAGCAGUCCCAGCAGUCGCAGCAGCAAACACAGCAGCAGACACAGCAGCAGGUGGCACAGCAAUGGUCAUCAUCAAAGGCAGCUCAACAGGCAGCGGGGCAGCCAGGGACUGAGCUCCUGCAGCAGCAGCUGCAACAGAUUCCACCGAAGCUACCGCAGCAGCAUCAGCAGCAGCAGAAGCAGGAACAGCCGCCACUACGGCAGUUGCAGCAGCAGCAGCAGAGGAAGGAUCAGUAGCCAUCCCAGCAGCAGCAGCAGCAGCAGCAGCAGCAGUGGAAGGAACAGCAGCCACCGCAACAGCAGCAGCAGCAGAAGAAUGGACAGCAGCCACCGCAGCAGCAGCUACAGCAGCAGACAAAGGAACAGCAGUCAGUAACGAAACAGAAGCAGCCAGCACCUCAACACAAGCCAGGAACGGAACAGGGGCAGCCGGCACAGCAGCGAACAGAGGUGCAGCUGGUGACACCUGGAGAUCUGGUCACACCUGGAUAUAUGAUUACACCUCGAGAUGAGGUUACACCUCAAUAUUUGGUUGCGCCUGGGGGACAGGUUGCUCCUCUAGCUCAGUCUCUACCCAGAGAUCUCAAGGGACGUGUUAACCCCACAGCCACCCCUGCAGAUGUUGGUGCUGCUGCUGCUACUGCUGCUGCUGCUGCCCCUGCUGCUACUGCUGCCUCUGCUGCCGCUGCUGCCGCUGAGCCUCAUCCUUCUGUUAUUCCAGCUGACCGUUCGAUUACUCUUCCGAGCUACGGCACUGCUGCUGAUGAACGCUAGCAGCAGCAGCAGCAGCAGCCGAUUCUAAGCAGCUGGCACAGGAAUGUCAGAGCAGGGAGAUGAAAGCUGGGGAUAUUAGAAGGGGUGAGAUGUAAAGAAGGGAAGUUCCUAUGUGACGGACGCAGGGGGGAGUGUUUCAGAAGACACCGCUGGGCCAAGAGAAGAGGGGGGCGGAGGGGAAGAGGUGGAAUGGGGAGCUCAGGGGAGAUGUAAUCAGGGAGUUUCCUAUGUGACGGACGCACGGGGAGUUUCCCAGCAGCAGGGCAGGGAGAGGAGGGGAAGGGAGUGGGGGGAGGGGAAUGGAGGGGGAGGAGGGGGAAUGGGGAACCCAGGGGACAUGAAAGCAGUGAGUGUGAAAGCAGGGAGGUCCCUGUGUGACGGAUGAAAGGGGAGUGUCCCAGGAACAGCAGGAGGGUCAGCAGGAGGGCCAGCAGUAGGGCCAGCAGGAGAAGGGAAGCGAAGGGGAUGAGGGAGAAUGGGAAACCCAGGGGACAUGAAGAAGACUGGGGAAAUUGAAAGCAGUGAGUGUGGAAAAAGGGAGGUCCCUGUGUAAUGGACGGGAAGUGUCCCAGGGCCAGCAGCAGGGCUGGGAGAAGAGGGGAGGGGAGGGGGGGGGGGAGAGGAGGGGGAAUGGGGGGGGAGAGGAGGGGGAAUGGGGAGCCCAACCCAGGAAGAAGUUCACUAACCCAGGAGAUGAGAAGGGGAAGGGGAUGGCAAUAGGGAAGGGGGCGAGAAUAGGAAGGGAGGGGAUGGAUGGGGUUGGGUGAAAACAGUGUGAAAUGGAAAAAAUACAGUGGGAGACUAGGGGGAGAAAUAGGAAAGACUGGGUGACUAGUUUUUUGCACACACCAAUGCAGUGUAAAUAGUGCUGUGUGUCAACUUAUACAUUUGUAAAUAGUUAUAGGCUAGAUGGGUUCCUCCUCUUAGAGAGUACAAAAGCAGACCUUUAUAUCACCUGUAUCCUCUUGCUAGAGUUCACUUC
Closterium sp. NIES-67 is the source of this 7027-nucleotide messenger RNA. NCBI's taxonomy places the organism in Eukaryota, Viridiplantae, Streptophyta, Zygnematophyceae, Desmidiales, Closteriaceae. The record is from the annotation of a GenBank genome assembly.